Carya illinoinensis is the source of this 1169-nucleotide messenger RNA. Its product is annotated as ras-related protein RABA1d-like. Gene Ontology annotation, molecular function: GTP binding; GTPase activity. The transcript has 2 exons. Gene Ontology annotation, cellular component: endosome. NCBI's taxonomy places the organism in Eukaryota, Viridiplantae, Streptophyta, Magnoliopsida, Fagales, Juglandaceae. The record is from RefSeq and is a predicted model, not a curated record. The coding region runs from base 191 to 847 and encodes 218 amino acids.
UUGGAUGUUUCCCACUUCGUGCAACCCUUUUUUACUCUCGCAUGAUAACCGUCGGUUCUUUUCGAAAACAUUUUCUAGCUUCCCACUUCCCAGUACUGACUACAUCCCACCGAAAGCCUCGCUUGACUGCAAAUCUCUCUCUCGCGCCAGCCCAUUUUUUCGAGGAAUAAAGCUUUGGAGCUAGCCAACAAUGGCGGGGUACAGAGCCGACGACGACUACGACUACCUCUUCAAGGUGGUCUUGAUUGGGGACUCGGGCGUGGGCAAGUCGAAUCUGCUGUCCAGGUUCACCAAGAACGAGUUCAACCUCGAAUCUAAGUCCACCAUUGGCGUCGAGUUUGCCACUCGCACCUUGAACGUCGAUGGCAAGGUCAUCAAGGCUCAGAUUUGGGACACUGCUGGCCAGGAAAGGUACCGUGCCAUCACCAGUGCGUACUAUCGUGGAGCAGUAGGUGCACUCCUUGUGUAUGACAUCACUCGUCAUGCAACAUUUGAGAAUGUUGACAGAUGGCUGAAGGAGUUGAGAGGCCACACAGAUUCAAGCAUCGUCGUGAUGCUUGUUGGGAACAAAUCUGAUCUUCGCCACCUAGUAGCUGUUUCAACAGAGGAAGCGAAAUCCUAUGCUGAAAAGGAAUCACUUUAUUUCAUGGAGACUUCAGCACUGGAGGCAGUAAAUGUAGAAAAUGCUUUCGCUGAAGUUCUGACUCAAAUCUACCACACAGCAAGCAAGAAGCAAAUGGAAGGAGGGGAAAAUGGGGAUUCUUCAUCUGUUCCAGCCCAAGGAGAGAAAAUAAAUAUCAAAGAUGACAAAUAUGGUUUGAAAAAACUUGGCUGCUGUUCAAGUUAGAAAUUAUGGGUUGGAUUGGGCUUCUUGUACUGUGUAUUAUUUUUAGAAAGAUACAAACUAGUAACAACCAGGAAAAGGAAAUUCUGUCGGGAUAUUAAACUUUGUUUGUUAAACCACGGUGCAUUUGGAUGUAGGUGCAGAAUAGGCGCAUCACAUGGCUUGGCUUUCUUUAGAUCUAUUACAAUGUUUUUGUUGUUUGAAGUUUCCUGAGCAGAAUUUGUGAAAAGCUGUGCUGCUAGCAUGCUAUGUUUGCUCUGUUUACUACUGGACUCCGGUAUGUAUAAGCUAAAUAUGUUUCUGAAAAGAUUUUACAUUUCCUGCA